Molecule: messenger RNA, 2993 nt
Organism: Nylanderia fulva
Lineage: Eukaryota; Metazoa; Arthropoda; Insecta; Hymenoptera; Formicidae
Cellular component (GO): extracellular matrix
Molecular function (GO): protein binding
Source: RefSeq, a predicted model, not a curated record
AUUUAACGCGUUUCGAAUGAAAAAAAUAUUUGCCUUCGACGCGACCUUCGUAACUAAUAGUAUCGCGCACUCGCGAGUUUUAUCAUUUGCAAUAGAUAAAAUAUACAAGCAGAUAAACAUUUUAGUUUUAAACAUUUCUGUUAAUUAAAUUAUACGAUAACACGCAGGAAAUUUAUUAGAAAUUUAUAUUCGAAUUUAGAAAGCAGAAACAGUGAUUGCAUCGUUAUAUCACGUAAUAUCGCGAAAUCAUUUUUUCUUGAUUAAUCAGAUUACGUCGAUCCAUUGGAGGAGGAUCGGCGUAAUCUGAUUCUACAAAAAAAAAAUAAGAAUGGCAAAUCGUGAUUUCCCGAAUCACAAAAAGAACACGGAUAACAGAUGUGCAAUUAUAUUGCCGAUCAAAGCGUGGAAUUUACAUUAAAAUGUACAAUUGUCACUCCUUUAUCCCCCUCUUAAUACGACACCGCAAUCUUCGGCAGAGUGUCGCGGAUGAAUUCGUUGCCAUUUCAUCGAAUCGCGGUGUGAGAAGCAUAGUUCAGCUAGGUGGUCCCGGUCGGAUGCAUCAAGAAAUCGGAUCGCUCCAAAAAAAAGCAUCGACUAAUCAAAUACCACCUGGAAUGAUGAGGCUCAUAUUUUUGGCCAUCGUCGUUUCGUUCGUCUCGGCGAAAACGGUUGAUCUAUCAUUCCGUAAAUUAAAGAGAGAAGAUUUUUUUAUGAAUCUGCAAAUGCAAAUUAAGGAUUUGCAUGAAGUGACAGAUCUCAAUUUGAGAGGAAACGAGAUUGACAGUUUUCUGGACUGCUCCACUAAUCUAGAGAGUCUUGAAGCGUUGGAUUUGUCCCAGAAUCAUCUUCAACGAUUCUUUUUUCUGUGCAAAGAGGAAUAUAAUCUGCGAGUAUUAAAUGUGAGCCACAAUAAAUUAGAAUACAUCGAUGACAAUGCUCUCAACGAUCGGAUACCAAAGCUGAAGAUAUUAGAUCUUUCCUUCAACAAACUCACUGUCGUCAAUGAAACCAUGCUGCAAUAUCUAACGAUUCUCGAAUAUCUAUCACUAUCUCAUAAUCCUAUAGAAGAUGGAAUACAUGAAAGCGCAUUUUGGACUUUGAGGGCAUUGAAGCAUCUCGAAUUGAAGAAUAUAUCCGCGCCGUAUUUCUCGUCCGACUUCUUCAAAACCUUGACGAAUCUGUCUACCCUCGACCUAUCCUGGAAUCCAAUCGGCGCGAUACCUCUUUUACCGAUAAGCUUGCAAGAGCUGGAUUUAUCCGGCACGCAAGUGAUAACUCUCGAAAAUGUAUAUCUACCGCAGUUACUAGAACUGAGACUGAAUUAUAUGCCGAAUUUAACGUCAUUGGUUCUGAAUGAGCUCGAAAAGCUCCCUAGUCUGCAGAUAUUAUCAUUGAUCGGUUGCAAACGAUUAACUCAGCUCAGCCUUCGACCGCAGUUCGUUGUCGUGCUACCUCGAUUGCAGCGGCUUUCGAUAAAAGAGUGCGGCUUUGAAUCUCUGAAUAUCGAGCUACGUGCAUUGGUGCAACAAACACCGGUCAUCGAGCUGGAGAAUAAUCCCUGGAGAUGCGAUUGCAAAUUAGAAUGGAUCGUUCUGUUGAAUUUGACCAGAAAUAUCAGUCAAGAUAUCAGAUGCUAUGCACCAGAUCAACACCAUGGCAAACUACUCGCCGAAAUACCGAACUACGAGUUGCAAUGUGAAUACGAUUCGUCAAUUCUUUAUCCGAUCUUGUGGACAUCCCUCUCGCUAUUAAUUAUUUCCCUAAUCACCGCUAUGGUAUUAGUCCUCCUCAAACGACCGAUAAGUCAAUGGAGCUUUAAGGGAAUAAGAAACGGGGAUACUGUCGCGUACAAGAACGUCAUCGAAUCGAACAAUGAUCUGGUCCGAAUAUUGGCGGUGUCCGAGGGUCACGAAUGCAACGAAGAAUGAAGCCAAAUUAAGAUAAGGAAAGAGAAAGAACACACAAAAGUAUAUACGGACAAUCAUUAGAGUUAAUCAUAAACAUUUCAUCGAAUUUUUUUCGAAACAUUUUAUCGCAAUAUUUACUUUGAAUAAUAUGAUGUAACAUUUUGUUAACGACCACGCAACGCUAAAUACGAAGCAAUCUCUAAAAAUUAUUUCUCUGCAAGAUAUUAAAAUUUUCAUGCGCAUGGUAAUAUAAGAUUAAUUUUAAAAUUAUGUCGUUAGGUAACAAAUUCUUGCGCAAUCAAAUAUAUAUUGUUGUAAACAUGAAGAAAAGUCACUCAUGCCACGCUCUGUAAAUUCGAAAGACGCAAGUGCCGCGGAUUCGAGUAUUCUCGAAGGGCGUUUCCAGUGUCCGAUAAUAAUGCGAAACUCUUCUACGGUCGAAUAAAACGUCUGCGUUUUUUUUCUGCCGGUAAGAAUCGGCGUGUUUUAAAAACCCCUUUACCUUUGUUGCGGCGCGUCCGUUACCGUGGCACAAAAGAAAAGUAGAUACAAAGAACGCAAUGGCUCAUUUGCCCUGAAUGACGGCAAGAUCCUCUUCCGCGUAAUGACGCGGCAACGCGUAGCUGAACGCACGAAUUAUCGUGCGUGGCAUCUUGAGAACGCACGUAACUAAUUGAAAUUCUACGAGAUUCCGCUGGAACGAAUUCAGUCUGCGAUUGAACCUCUUCCGAAUGACGAGCGAAAGGAGCUCUCUAUGCUUUAGAAUAAAAAAGAUAUAUAUUAUAUAUAUAUGAGUUUUAUUUUGAGCUAUUGUUUACUUUAGAACGGAGAGAAUAAAAGAUACUUUUCUCAAGUAUCGUUCUUUCUUUUGCUUCGAAGAAGAAAUUAUCAGUUGACCGAAAUGAUUAUAUUAAUGAUCGAGAUUUUCUAUAAAGUCUUUCGUUUUCUAAAAAAUCGGUUUCCUACGAAAAAUUAAUAAUCGAACGAGUUUGUUCGGAGAAACUGUUUAUCUUAUUGUUAGAACAGAAUAAAGAUAUUUCUCAAAUAUCGCUCCUUUGCUUUGAAGAAUAAAUUAUUGAUGAUCGA